Messenger RNA from Ostrinia furnacalis (Asian corn borer), 1003 nucleotides. RefSeq lists its product as uncharacterized. The coding region runs from base 107 to 715 and encodes 202 amino acids. The transcript has 6 exons. Lineage: Eukaryota; Metazoa; Arthropoda; Insecta; Lepidoptera; Crambidae. The record is from RefSeq and is a predicted model, not a curated record.
AGCAUGCACUAAAUGUAGAGUGCACCAUGCACUACAAAAGAGUUUAGAUGAACUCUCAAUUGGCAGCAGAUUCUCGCAAAAUGCAGUAAUAUACCAACUUUUUGAAAUGUUCAGAGGAAUAAUCAAAUGCGGGGAUGCCGACAAAAAUGUGCCGGUGAUGGAUCCAUACAAGUUUAAUUUGGAAAAGGCACAACUUCAGGCUGUAAUAAAUGCUGAAUUAAACAUUACCAAUGGAGUGGUCACCGGUCUAAGCGACUUUCGACUCGAAGAUUUUGUAUUCAAGAAAGAUGAGGUGUCCUUAGACGUCGUUAUAAAAAUACCCGUCAUCAAGUUGGACUCUGAAUAUUAUGAAAUGGAAGGGAAAAUAUUAGAUAUAUUUCCUAUCGCAGGCACAGGAUUCCUUUAUGUUAUUGCAAAAGAUGUCACAAUCUACAGUAGGCUCUACUUGAAACAAUCAACCAAUGGAAAAUGUGUCGUCAUUGAUAGACUUGAAAAUACUAGCUUUACCGUAGACAAGAUUUUGAGCCACACAGAGUUCGACAAAAACAUUGACAACGUCCUGAACGCAAUGAUUGAAGACCUCCUCGCCGGCUAUCUCACGAGAUUCAGCAAGUUCAUAUCAAAGACUUACGAGGGCUAUGUCGUCAGUAUGCUAAAUGAAGUUCUUAAUAAGUAUGAGACGUGGAGCAUUCUGGCUACGAUACUGCACAAAUAAACAUACUACUUAUUAUCCAUCAUGUUUUCUACAUAAAUAGGUAUACCUAUCUCGACACAAACUGUAUUAAAUAUGUUAAUAAUAAUGAUUAAACUUAUUAGUGGCACCCUAGUUCGCCGUGACCAACUACUGUAAACAUCUUCACUUCAUUAAGUAGGCAGUUAACUAUGUUUUUACAGGAAAUAGUUACAUUUCAGAAUUCUGGUGCUAUUGCCUAUUAUGAUAGCAUCUUCUAUUAUUUAGGUAAAUAUCUACAGGGUGUUAGGUAAAUGGGUAUAUGAGCCGACA